AUGUGCCCCUCUACCGCCUCCUCAUGCUGCUGCCAGGCCCCUAAUCUGCCAUGGGCCCCUAUACCGCCUCCUCAUGCUGCUGCCAGGCCCCUAAUCUGCCAUGGGCCCCUAUAUACCGCCUCCUCAUGCUGCUGCCAGGUCCAGAGUCUCUCAUGGGUCCCUGUACGGCCUCCCAUUGCUGCUGUCUCCAUCGCCACACUCUGCCAUGUGCCACUUUCAGGUCUCCUCACACUCCUGCUGGUUUCCAUUUUGUCAUAGGUUGCUGUAUGGCCUCCCAUUGCUGCUGCCUCCACCGCCACACUGUGGCUCUAAACACUGGUUUUGGCCCCGUGACUGGCCAAAUGAGUGAAGUGUGCGGUGAUUCUAAGAUCGACGGCACUCAUCUGCAUGUCAUACUGACUGACAGUAUUAUUUCUCUUCCCCAGCAGACUCCAAGGGCAUUUAAAUUAAAGGUUCAGUGUUCUGCACUAAUAUUA
Staurois parvus is the source of this 476-nucleotide messenger RNA. NCBI's taxonomy places the organism in Eukaryota, Metazoa, Chordata, Amphibia, Anura, Ranidae. The record is from the annotation of a GenBank genome assembly.